GCUUCUCAAGAGGUUUUUAGCUUACAAAAGAAAAUGUCAGAAGCUGAUAUUUUCACAACUGCAUCAAAGCUUUCCUAUGAAUAAUUUUGCAUAAAAGCAUUUGACAAAGCUCAAUUCAGAACUGGCAAUGCUAUUCUUACCCAAAAAAAUUUAAAAGUGAAGCAUAAAAGUCUGCACUUAUUAGGCCUCAAUGACUCAAAGAAAACUGACUUUGUAUCCUAUUUUUGGUAUGCAAUAACCUAGAAUCAACUGCAAGCAAAAUGCAACAUUAGUACAUACUGGAUUUAAGUUAGUCAUUGCAAAUAAAAUGCAGAUUGUUUUUUUUUUUUUGCUCCAGCUGCUUAUACUGUAAUUAUUAUUAAUUUAAUCUGAAAAUGGCUUUAGGUGAAUAAUACAUUUUUUGUACUGUGUCUAUAUUGUAUUUAAUUUCCUACAUUAUUCCAUGAUUUAAGAACAGUUACCGUUAGUCAAUCUGAUUUAAGAACAGUUACCGUUAGUCAAUCUGACUUAUAGAUAGUUCGAAAUGGAGAGGGAACCAGUUGAAGGUAAAUGUGACUCAAAAACAGCAGAAAUUGAGAUGAGUCCACAAUAAUGUUAUCAUAAGGCAAACUUGUUUUGUGUGAUAAAGACUGCAAGAGAGCACAAAAGAUAACUAACUGUAUUUAUAUACUACAUAUAUAUAUAUAUAUAUAUAUAUAUAUUAAAAACCUGUCCUGGCCAUUGGAAAAUCUGAAAAUGGCCUGUUUAAACAUCACAUUUUCAUUUCGACUAAUAAGAAACAUGCGGACAUUUUUCUCCCAAACAGUCAAGGUUUCGGUGACGCAUUUCCUAUUGAUUUAGCCUGAUUUCUGGCCAAGUCAAUUUGGGCGUAUUUACAACAUAAAAAGUGGCAUAAAAUCCUUCAUCCUUAACUGAGUCUGAGGCUCGUUUUAUUCGUGUAGCAAAUCUUUAUCCAGUGAUAUCCUCUAUUUAAAAGAGUCCAUUAGAGAGUAAGUUCAAUAAAGUAAAUUUUUGUACACAAUAUUUAAGUAUAAAUGAGGAGUAAAAAAGUUUUUUUUUUUAGUAGGAAAAACAGGGUUUGCUUGAUGAAAAGGUAAUUUCAGCUCACGAUUGAAUUGUCAGGAAAAAAGUUGGCCAGGGACCGAACUUAGUUGCCGACCACUGCAGUAAGGUUUCAGAAUUGCCAUACUCACUAUGCAUAACACGUUAACUGUUGGUUGAAUCUAUUUGUGGAUGUUUGUAAAACAGUGAGAAUGUGCAAAAAUGUAUAAUAAAGAAAGCAUCAUCCAACUAUUUUAAUACUGUGCAUAUAACUAAAUGUCACUUUUUACGAUGUGCACAUUUGAAGUCGUGAAUCAAUAACAUCAGUGUAUUGCAAUGCACAGAUCUUUACAAGCAGGUCUGUUUCAUUUCAGCAUUUCUAAGAGAUUGCAUGUCAAUCAUUGCUAGUAUUUAUAGACGGACGAAAUUAUAUCUCUUAAAAAGUUAAGCCAAUAACCCCGUCACUGUCCAGCUACUGCAGGUCAUAAAUUUGCACCAUAAAAAAUAACAAAUACAGUGACUCAAAUAACUUAGAUUCUUCUAUGUCAGCUACUUUUUCAAAUUGGGCUUUUGUCACACAAGCAUUCAUUCAUCAAAUGCACUUGGUUUUAAUUCACUUUAGUUACUACUGUAGGUAAAGUGGGUGUGAUGACCUGAUUAACACGAUGACAAAUAUCAAACUAAUAUAUAGUAGUAUAUAGUAUAAUAAUGCACUGUUUACCAACCUAUAUUGAAACACAGCACACCACCAAACAUAAAUGGCAGAAAAAGUACAGUAUAUACAGUAUACCUAAAUAAUGAUGGAUACACAAGUUAAUUGUACCUACUGCUAACUGGUGGAAGAGCAUUUAAGUGUUCUGCCUGUCACUACUGGCAUAUAUCGAUAAACCAAAAUAAAUAAAUACAUUUUUGGUUGCUGAAUCUUUACUUAGGAAGUGACAAAGCCCGACUCUUGUCAAAAUCAAUGCAAAAAGAGAUAUAAUUCUUCAAGCAACACGUCUAAUACCAUUCAGUCGGAUACAGUGUCAGUUUACAAUUGACGGGACUACGGUGAUGUCCAGCAUAGCUUUCUCCUGAGGUCAGGCGUGCCAGGUGACGGUCCGGAGCCACUGGUGCCCAAUGGGAAACAUAAACAAGUGAGUGUGUUAUUUUGGGUCCAUGCAAUGCUGCCAUUGGGCAACCAGUAUGAUUCUAAAUAAAAGCUAUGACACAGCUGUUGGAUGAUUACUGACCCUAUGUUUGUGCACAAAGGCGCGCGCACACACACACACACACACAAUCUGUCACUUAAGUGGUGCAGAGACCCCCUUUCUGUGUUCUCUCUCACACAUGCACACAACCUAUUUGUGCAAGACAUGACUUCAGGCUGUCAUCUCCUGAGGAAGCUGGCGAGUUUUAUCAUCGUUGCGUGCGUGCGUGUGCAUCUGUGUGUAACAGCCUGUGUGCUCAACUGCAUUGCUGCUGGCUCAUCCUAAUCUUUCCAAUCCCCAGUGGAGUGUGAGGCUGUUCUGUCCUGCAGUUUUCACUUGCCCUACUACUGCCUCUGGGCUUUCUUCAUACUGUAUUCAUCACCAUGCUAUCACUUAUUGUCACUGUAGAUUAGUCAUUGCUUUUUAAUGUCAAGUGCGAUGUAAAAUUGGCAGAAUAUUUGAAGCAAUCACUUAUAUCUACUCCAAGCGAAAUCACAGCCAUACAAGUACCAUUUCAUAAAUUAUGCUUGCAUGCUUUGAGAUAUUCUAUAGUCAAUUUGUAUAUAAAGAGCAAAACACUGUUCUUAAUAGCAUUACGUUUCUUACAUGUUAGACAGGUGUUACAAAGUAUGCAGACAGAAAUUUAAGAGGGGCAUGACAUGCAAGAAACAUGUCUGCAUGGCGCAGCCAAGUGUGUUUAUGUUAUGCAAUAUGCAUGCUCGUAUCGAGUGGCUUUUGAUAAUGUUGCCAGAGAAUGCGGCUUGAUAUUCCGUAUGGUUGCUAAUGUUGGUCUAAAAUUAGAUUAGACCAGAGAGAAAAGAAAGUGUGUAAUGUAGUGAACAAUUCUAUGAUGUCAGGGCUUGGCUCAGAUGACUGCUGGUUUGAUCAUCAGGCCCCCUCUCACCACAGCUCUGUCAAUCUGUUAUUCCUGAUGCUGUCUCAUUGGUGUGUAUCAACUUUCCUUCCAAAAUAAUCCAAGCCAUCAUCAUUCAUCACUGUGCGAGUAAGAUGACAUCAUAAAGCAUUGAAGAACUGACUUUUUGAUCACACCACCGCACUGUUGGUUACUGUGCUUGUACAGUAUAUGCACAAUUUAUUACACCUGGCAAGCAGCAAAGCAUGAGGGUCCAGAGACCAUGUUGAAGCCUGCCCUCAGUCUCUUCAGCCAUGCACAGCAGCCUUUUCAACACAUGGACCCUUUGCACCAGCUGGGACCUCCACCGAUGGUGCCUACACAGUCUCUCGGCCCUGCUCCAGUCGGCCAUACUGCAACAAUUGGACCGCCAAAUGUACUUGCUGCCCAGACUUUGGUUCCCCCUCCUAUCACUGCUACUCACACAUUGAGGCCUCCUCCCAUCGCCCCUGUACACAGUUUAGGCCCAUCAAUGGUUCCAGCUCAGCUGCUCGGGCCUCCUUCUUUGUCACACACCUUAGGGCCUCCAUCUCUAGACCCCUCACAAGCAAUGGUGCCUCCCUCCUUUGACCUCACACAACCUCUGGGGCCUCCUCCUUUGAACCAUGCACAUGCGUUGGUUCCCCCUGUGCCUGCUGGAGCCAACAGAUUCCCCCUGUCCUCCCCUCUAAUCCCUAGUCCAGAACUCUCACAACUUCCCCUAAGACCUGGACCUCCCCUCAUCUCAUCCCCAGUGUCUAGUCUUAUACCAGGUCCUCUUCCAGGUCAGGCAGCUCCAGCCAGCGAGCAGCCCCAGGAAGAGGGCUCUCCUCUGGGCAGGGAGCAGGACACUCUUGCUCUGGAAGAACUUUGCAAACCAUUGUACUGUAAACUCUGCAAUGUUACUGUCAACUCAGCUCAGCAGGCACAGGCUCACUACCAGGGGAAGAACCACAGUAAAAAGUUGCGUAAUUUUCGAGCUGGCAGUCAGCAGCCACCAGCCAUCAGGAUCCCUGAAGUCCUCGAGGUAGCUGGACAGACAAACCUCAUCUCAGGAUCCAACGACAGUGAUACUGGAAGCCAGGCGUUGUAUAAAGGGCCCACCCGGGUCAUUUUGGCCACAGAGAAUGACUAUUGCAAGCUGUGUGACGCCUCCUUCAGCUCACUGUUAGUUGCACAGGCUCACUACCAGGGCAAGAACCAUGCAAAGAAACUACGGCUCGCUGAGGCUCAGCAGAUCACCAAUAACAUGGACUGCUAUAGUGAAGUAAGCCCAAGAAGGAACAAGAAAGAUGGCAGUGAGUACAGACUGGUGAAGAAUCGCCGUAGCCCACAGCUUCCUACCUCCGUGCAAGGCCCAUACUACAACCCCAGACCACGGCAGCGGAUCCCCAGGGAUUUAGCUAUGUGUGUGACCCCCAGCGGACAGUUCUACUGCUCCAUGUGCAACUGCGGAGCUGAACAAGAAACGGACUUCCGACAGCAUCUGGAAAGCAAGCAACACAAAGCUAAAGUGUCAGAGUUGAGGUACCGCAACGAGAUGGAGAACUUGGGCUACAGCUAAGAGCACAGGGAACAGAAGAAGUGGGACAAAGAAGGAUUGAGGGAACAGCAUUUGACCGAAGUGGUCGAAAAUAUUUGUUGGGGGCAUUUGAGGGAUUAGUGUCAACAUUUCUUUAAAACCCUCAUAAGACAUAAAAAGUUGCAACUUGGUUAGAUCCACCAGACAAAUUAGAAUAAAAGUGAGCUUUUAUGGUAUGUAGGGAAAUUAUAUAUCUGGUCCACUUGUUAUUUUUUUUUUUUCCUUUUGAUCCAACUCAAGAUCCAGGUAAAUCUACAGAGGUCUUGUAGCUUCACUUCAACCAUAUGUAGCAUGAUUGCUUGGAUCACAAAGAAAAGUUGUGACACAAGAGACCAAACCAAUCGUGGUCAUCUUCUGUAUGAAUCGGAUCAAAUCCAAAGCACAACCGAGAUCAUGUGGCAGUAAAAUAAAACGGGAGAAAUAAUGACCCUGAGAUGUCCUUUGUAUCAGGCUUAAGGCUUCACCUUGGCUGGCCUUGUUUGUGCCUUCAGUAAUAGGGAAACUUGAGUUAUUAAAAAUAAGCUUUGUCCGACUAUUCUGGCAAUGUAGUUAAGAUUACCGACGAUUUUUCUAUAUUCUCGUGCAAUUGCUUUGUAUAAAUUCAUUUUAAAGUAAAUUAAUUAAUUGUAUAAAUAUAUAAGUGUACAUGUGUUUAAUAUUAGGUUAAUAUUAUUGUCAAAUAAUACUGUAAAUAUUUAGAAUCUAUUUAUAAUUGUCAGGAACCCAGUGUGCGACAUCUACUCAUCAGUACUAAACCAUUUACAGUCAAGACCAAAAUUAUUCAUACUCUAGCAAAAUUUUGUGUUAAAGGUCCCAUGCCACACCCAUUUAUUUAUUAAAUAAUAUAAUCUUUGUCUUUGUAUCGGGUUUGCGAGAUCAUUUGUGCUGGAAAAGCACAGGAUGCCCUUUUAGAAGUUAUUCUAGUUGGUCCAAAAUGCCUGGCAGAUGAGACGGCUGGAUUUCUCUAAAAUACUAUUUGCAGGGGAUAAGGACUGGACCUGACAGUGAAUAAUUGCAAUUAAUUAAACAAAAUAUAUAUUAUUAUAACAAUUAUUGAAUAAGUGGACAUAAACCUGAAUAAGCAUUUUUGUGAUUGGCAACCCCCCCCCCCCCCAAUAAUCAAAAGAAAAGGAAAAACAAAACAAAUGUAAACAUUGGAAAAAAAUUGUGGGCUGGGGGGAAUCUUCAGAUCCAUGAUAUACAGGGGUCCACUGUGUUCAAUAUGUAAAUAAAAUUUGCUCCGAAUUGGAUCGCCGUUCAUGCUAGCUUUGUCCAAAUGUGCUGGUGAUGUGAUGUAGUUAAAUUUUACUGUUGGAAUAUGAGUACUUGCGACUGGUGGAGAGAUGCCCACCUUUCCACCAGCUGUAACCUAUGCAAUGUUUACGAAGUCAUCCUCCCACGAAAUGUGCCCGAACACAGCGCAGUUCUGGUUCCGAAAUGCUGAGGAAUUUCUCCCGAAAUAAACUGAAGCCAUUUAAUCGUCAGCUCUUCUGAGGUUGGCUGGUCAUGCGAAGAUAUGUGCCUCUUUCUCGUACAGUUUCUAGUGAAAAUGCUGUACCAAUUUACCCAGUAAAACUUCAUUUUAUUUCAAAAUUUAGCCACGGUAUGAAUAAUUUUGCUGUGUAUUUUAUCAUAGGCCCUCGGGGGACCAAUUCGGAUGGUCAUUUAUUUUUCAAACUUUAUUUUUGAAUUUUAAAGCUUUUGUAAAGCUCUUGAUGGGUAUUGCCAUGUGCAUGCACACACACACGAUGCAACCCCAUCACAUUACCGAUCACAGCACACGCACUCCAUUAGUUACACACUGAAUCAGUGGGCAGCUUUCCGUGUGCCGAGUUUUUGUGUCUUGCUCAAGGCCUUACAGAGGAUUCAUCUGAACCAAACGUCCACAAACUGCCUCAUCCAUCAUCAGUGAAGCAGCGUCAUUGUGUCAAGCCCCACAUAAGUCAGUCACAUCAUUAGAUAUAACCGGUACGUAAAUACUGGCCAGCGGAACAAUAGGCACAUCUCUCAGCCUACUUAGUGGGGUUGUUCUAAUCAUUCAGAGCCUGACUACACACUCAAUGUAGGGGGGUCUUUCGAAAUUACAGCAUGUACAUGAGCAAAUGAGAGCGAGAAGAAACUGCUGGGCUGUGUUUUUUUUUUUUGUUUUUUUUUUUCCCCCCCUCUGGGAGCUGAUGAAACCUUGCGUCCUCGUAGAAAUAAUAGGAUUUGUCUUACAUGCAAUCUCUGGUAGCUAGCAUAAUGUCUGAAAGGAACAGUGUUUGGAGCCUAUAGGCCAGAGGUGCAGUAUCUCAGAUGCUUCACAGUAUGUACUGUACUGUUUUACAAAUACAUACACUGUAUAACUGUACCAAAUGUCACAGCCAGCUGUGCUUCUAGAUCGUUUCUUUUUCGGGGACAUGAUACCGCAAGCACACUGUAAGAGGCCACAAAAUGACUCUCAAAAGGAAUUUAUAACAAAUGAGGAUUUUUUUUUUAUGUUAUGCAGACUGAUACUUCCUUUGCAUGAGCCUGAAAAGUGAAGACUGAGUGUACAUUGCCACUGUUUUUUUUUUAUUUUAUUUUCUUACAGCAAACAUUUAUGAAACUGGGUUUAGGCAGGUGCAGCAUGUGGCACUGAAAAACCCAUUCAAUCCCAGCCCAGAUUUAAAAAUUCCAUUAAUUUCUCAGGAACUUUUACAUGAACCUUGGAAGUGGUCUUAGCUCUUGGGGGUGUCCUCCAAGUUUUCUAAUUUCGGAAUAGAAUGGACUAAUUGAUACAGUACUGUACUACUAAAACUAUUGCAGGAUCCAAUGAGAAGAAACUGUAUAUUGUCUUACAGUGAUUAAUGUGAACGGUUUUUAACAUAAUACAUUUUUUAAAAUUGAACUUAUCUUACUGAAGUUGAAACCCAAUCAUGAAUCCCUUGUGGUAGGCUGAAGGAAGUUACUGUGAGUAUUCUUGUACAACCCCACAAGAUAGAAAGGCUCCUAUAUUACUUGCUAUUGUACAACCCCAAUUCCAAUGAAGUUGGGAUGUUGUGUUAAACAUAAAUAAAAACAGAAUACAAUGAUUUGCAAAUCGUGUUCGACCUAUAUUUAAUCGAAUACACUACAAAGACAAGAUAUUUAAUGUUCAAACUGAUAAACUUGAUUGUUUUUAGCAAAUAAUCAUUAACUUAGAAUUUUAUGGCUGCAACACGUUCCAAAAAAGCUGGGACAGGGUACAAGACAAUGCCAAACCACAUUCUGCACGCGUUACAACAGCGUGGCUUCGUAGUAAAAGAGUGCGGGUACUAGACUGGCCUGCCUGCAGUCUAGACUUGUCUCCCAUUGAAAAUGUGUGGCGCAUUAUGAAGCGUAAAAUACGACAACGGAGACCCCGGACUGUUGAACAGCUGAAGCUGUACAUCAAGCAAGAAUGGGAAAGAAUUCCACCUACAAAGCUUCAACAAUUUGUGUCCUCAGUUCCCAAACGUUUAUUGAAUAUUGUUAAAAGAAAAGGUGAUGUAACACAGUGGUAAACAUGACCCUGUGCCAGCUUUUUUGGAACGUGUUGCAGCCAUAAAAUUCUAAGUUAAUGAUUAUUUGCUUAAAACAACAAAGUUUAUCAAUUUGAACAUUAAAUAUCUCGUCUUUGUAGUGUAUUCAAUUAAAUAUAGGUUGAACAUGAUUUGCAAAUCAUUGUAUUCUGUUUUUUUUGUUUAACACAACGUCCCAACUUCAUUGGAAUUGGGGUUGUAGCAGGCACUUUAAAAUCCCUUUGUGCACACAGAAUUAAGCUUGACGACAUUGCUAUCCAAUCUGCACUGGAGGUAUUUUCUGCCUCUCCAAAAUGUGUUCCAUAUUGCACCGAUAUACAGUACAUUUAUGGGUUUAUUUUGUGCAUGUGCAUACUUGAUAACUUGAAAUAGUUUUGAGUAUAGACAAUAGUUCUGUACGGUUAUGUAACUGACGUGUUUUUCUAUGCUGUGCUGACACAGGGGCAUUAGAAUUGUCAUGAUGCUGUUGUUCAUAAAGGAAAUAUGCCACUGAAUGAUAUUAACUUUCUUUCAUCACUGAAUGGUUAUGGAUGACUGAAGGCUGAAAUUUGAUGGUGUAUAUUCUUACCGAAGAAUAAACAUGAACAUGUUAAUAACCAA
Molecule: messenger RNA, 8826 nt
Organism: Phyllopteryx taeniolatus (common seadragon)
Lineage: Eukaryota; Metazoa; Chordata; Actinopteri; Syngnathiformes; Syngnathidae
Gene: zmat3
Product: zinc finger, matrin-type 3
Exons: 7
Coding region: 3368-4687 (439 amino acids)
Molecular function (GO): nucleic acid binding; zinc ion binding
Source: RefSeq, a predicted model, not a curated record